This is a messenger RNA of Sphenostylis stenocarpa, 603 nucleotides long. The record is from the annotation of a GenBank genome assembly. Lineage: Eukaryota; Viridiplantae; Streptophyta; Magnoliopsida; Fabales; Fabaceae.
AUGCGUGUCUAUGGGGUAUACUUGAGUCUGAACUGUGUUCUUAUGUUCAUGGUGGUGAUGAUAUUACCCUUCCUAGGGUUGCUUUUCUGGCUUGAAAACAAGUUAUCCAAUGAUUCCAGUGAGGCCAAUCAUUUGAAGGAACAUGAACAGAUCAAUGAUGAAAGAAACAACACCCUAUUCUGUGAACGAGAUAGUGCAAACUGUUCUUGCCCCUUCUGUGGCAGAUUAAGCAACACAAUCACAACAUGCUCACGCUGCAGAACUGCUAUACAUUGCUCAAAAGCAUGCGAUGUUAAGCACUUGAAGCUCUGCCAUAAUAUUGAAUGCGUUGAGAUAGAGGGGUCAGAAGAUCAGCCAGAAUCACCUUCUCAUGGAACUCAUUGUCUUCUCAUGGAUAAAUACUCAUUGAAUGAAGCUGAGGAGAGAAGAUAUGCAGGAGAUUUUUACCAUAUUGAAGGAGGAGAAAACAGUGUUGAUGAGUUGUGUGAUGAAACAUCAUUGAUAUGUAGACAUGGCAUUGUAAAUGGUAAUGAAGGAUGUGCAGUGUGUGGAAAUCCAAGUUCUAAAGUAUGCUCAAGAUGCAAAGCCAUAAAAUAUUGGUAA